Messenger RNA from Melampsora larici-populina 98AG31, 336 nucleotides. RefSeq lists its product as uncharacterized. The transcript is spliced from 3 exons. The record is from RefSeq and is a predicted model, not a curated record. The coding region runs from base 1 to 336 and encodes 111 amino acids. NCBI's taxonomy places the organism in Eukaryota, Fungi, Basidiomycota, Pucciniomycetes, Pucciniales, Melampsoraceae.
AUGCCUUAUAUACGCAUGCUAAUGCUUGCACCGGAACUUCGAAGACAUUGGCUGAUGCUUCCAACGGAACCUCGAAGACAUCGCCUGGGGGGUCGCCCUGAUUGUGUAUUCCGAAUCGGUGGUGAAGACUUCGCCCCAGCUGAAACGUUUGCUGGAAUGAAAUUCCAGAAACGAUUGGUCCUCCCGGAAGCCACGCCAAUGAAGACAGAUGUCGUGGGUCCCGAUCCCAGCCAGGUUGUUCGACGAUUAAAAUCGCUAACACCACUGCUUUUGACAGUCGAUCCGGAUGGCGACGAACGCUAUGAUGGUGGUAGAAAGCUUAGGAUUGUCUCGUAA